Armigeres subalbatus is the source of this 1482-nucleotide messenger RNA. Its product is annotated as microfibril-associated glycoprotein 4-like. The transcript has 3 exons. Lineage: Eukaryota; Metazoa; Arthropoda; Insecta; Diptera; Culicidae. The record is from RefSeq and is a predicted model, not a curated record. Bases 257 to 1360 code for a protein of 367 amino acids.
CUUGGUGAAUUAAUCCGGGCCAGUGGACUUUCGAUUUCGUUCAUUUCUUUCCAAAUCGCAAUAAGAAGGCGAUAAUUACUGGCUCACUGCAUCGUCACUUGGUCGCCACUGUCGUGCUCAUACACCGAAUCGCCACCGGUUGUUUUAUAUGGAGCUAGUUAUAGGUGUUGCCCCACGGCUGGUGGUACGCUGUACGAAAUUUUGGAACCGAUCCAGCAACGUACAGUGUCGUUCGUGAUCUUGAAUCGUAAGCAGCAUGGGCCCUCGCCGCUUAUGGGUGGUUCUUCUCUUGGCUGUGAUUUACUACCUCGAGUGGAUUGCGUGCGCGGUAGGUCCAACGUCGGACAGCGUUGAGGCAGAGCCCGGUCUCGAUUACCAGAAGCUGCUCGCCAAACUCGAGAUAUUGGAUACGAAAAUCACCCGCGUGGAAGUAGCAUCACGAGAGCAGUUUUCAUCACUAGAAUCGAAGCUUGAUAGAAUCAUGAACCUGGUCGAUGGCAUUAGCCAGUCCAUGCAUGCCACCCAAAAAGAUAUCGGAACGGCUAGGGCGGAAAUUCAGUUGUUCCAAAAUGAAUCGCUCGAGCAGUUGGAAGCGCUAGCCGGCAGUGUAUCAAUUAUUGAGUCACUAUUAGUUGAAGGCCACCGACAAAAACAAACACAACCAGUGAGAGGUGAAUCGAUUCGAGUGUUUGCAACUAAACCAACAACUUACGAUAGCUGUGAUUUUGCACCUGGCAAUGUUUCUCGAGUCGAAAAGAUUUUACCCGAUCCAGGGUUUGGAGCGCCUUUCCAAGUAUUCUGUGACCAGGAUUAUGCUGGCGGCGGGUGGAUAGUCAUUCAGAACCGAUUUAAUGGCUCGGUAGAUUUCUAUCGCGGUUGGAAAGAGUAUAAAAAUGGAUUUGGAAAUUUGAAUGGUGAAUUUUGGCUGGGACUCGACAAGUUACACGCUUUGACUUAUUCGGCACCGUAUGAACUGCACGUAUUGCUGGAAGACUUCAAAAAUUCAACUGUAGUGGCUAAAUAUACACAGUUUGCGGUAGGGAAUGAACAUGAAUCGUUUGCUAUAACAAAAUUGGGAGACUAUAGUGGAACGGCGGGGGAUGGAUUAAGCUACCACAGGAACUCAAAGUUCUCUACAAUGGAUAUCAAUAAUGAUGUAGCGGGUAACAAUGGUGGAGUCGAUUGGACGGGCGCAUGGUGGUAUCGCAAAGGACACUUCAGUAAUCUCAACGGUCAAUAUUUGUCAGGAAAGGUUGAUCACACAAAAUUCCACGGGAAAGGAAUGACUUGGAAUCCUUUUAGAGGCGAUGAUUACUCACUGAAAAGGUCAAGAAUGAUGGUAAAACGAAUAUCGAUUUAGUGUUAUAGUUUCUGCACAUACAGACUUGGAACAGGAAGAGCGCACAUCAUGAUACCAAAUACUUUUCAAAAUUUAUUUCAAAAGGAAAUAAAACAUUUACAUCGAUGGAUGAUUUAGCAAAA